CUAAACAUUUGUUAGUUAGGAAAACAUUUCAAAAUUUAAUCCCGGAUUUUUCUUUGCAAAAAUUAUAUAAGUAGUUUGAUUUUUUAUUUGAUUACAAAUGUCUCGUCACAGAAAUAUCAGAACCUUGAAGCAAGAGGAUGAAUAUGAGUUUGAUGAUGAUAUGUAUGGAAGAUCGGUGGAAGAGACAGAAUAUGGAGUGUCGCCUGCUACCAUGGCCAUGUUUACGUACGACAGGAGCAAGGCCAAUCAAAUAUAUUUUUCAAAUCACGAGGAGCCAAUCAGAGAAGAGGAUUACCUCGGCGAUGGUGAUGAUGAUUAUCACUAUGAUGAUGCCAAUCAUGAUAAUGAUGACGAUUAUAUUGAUGAUAAAGAUGAAGAAACUGUUGAAAGCUUGACGUCGCACUUAUCAAUCGAAGACAAAGUAAAGUUAUCAACGUGUUUGGACGGUGUUAGAGGCGUUGUCGACGAAAUGAUUGGGGAGGUUGAGAUGGUCAGGGCAGCCCUGUCUGCCAACUACGACAUCAACAGAACUGUCAACUUCAUCAUGGACGGGACUCUUGAUACUGCAGAGAAAAAUAACUUGAAGAAUGAUGCUAUUAAUAUUACUGCUACUGCUGCUGCUGCUGCUGAUGCUAAACUCACCUCAGCUGAGUUCCAACCAAAACAACAACUACAAUCACAUCAACAAUUAUCACAGCAGCAACAGCCUACACCCCAGCAGAUGCAACAGCAGCAACAGCAACGGACUACCUGCCAACAAUCACAGCAACAACAAACGCCACAAUCAUCGCAUCCUAAAAGUGCUAAAACUGCAGCAAACACGACGACAACAACAGCAGCAGGUGCAUCAACGAAAGUUCCAACAUCAGUAAAGUCAGCAAACAAACCAGUUAGCGCCAGCAACAAAUACGACAGCAAACCAUUGAAACAUGAUCUCGACGACUUUGGUGCCGAGUUGGUAGGUGAAACUGCAGCAGCUGCAGCAACUUUUAACAUUGACGCGACGACACCGACGACACCCAUGGCGUCAACAAGGUUGCCAACAUCCGCUUCCACAUCUUCCUUCACUGCGGAAGGAUCUGGUCUGCCUAAAAGUGCUUCUAGGGCUCGCAUUGAUAGAUUGGACCCGAUGAAGGAAUUUGAGAAGAGGAAGCAGGCAGGCAAGGAUUAUCUCAACCUCGUUGUCAUUGGUCACGUAGAUGCAGGUAAGAGCACACUUAUGGGCCACGUUUUGUAUCAACUCGGAUUCGUCAGUAAGAAGGUUAUGCACAAGUAUGAGCAGGAAGCCAGGAAGAUAGGGAAGGGCUCAUUUGCAUAUGCCUGGGUCCUCGAUGAAACCGAGGAGGAGAGGUCACGCGGUGUGACCAUGGACGUUGCACAGACAACUUUUGAAACUAACACUAAAGUCAUCACGCUGAUCGAUGCCCCCGGCCACAAGGAUUUCAUCCCUAAUAUGAUCACUGGCGCUGCCCAGGCAGACGUGGCCAUCCUGGUGGUCAACUCAACACGCGGCGAGUUUGAGACAGGAUUUGAAAUGGGAGGUCAAACAAGAGAGCAUGCCAUGUUGGCCAGGUCAUUAGGAGUGACCCAGCUAGCUGUGGCUGUCAACAAGAUGGACACUGUUGAUUGGUCGCAAGCAAGGUUCACGGAAAUUGUUCAGAAAUUGGGUCAGUUCUUCAAGCAAAUAGGAUUCAAAGAUGUAGAUGUGACCUAUAUUCCUUGCAGUGGAUUGGCGGGAGAAAACUUGACCAAACCCUCAGAAGUGGAUAAGUUUAAGUGGUAUUCUGGACCUACGUUGGUGGAUCAGAUAGAUCAGUUCCGCCCACCAAUACGGCCUGCCCUUGAUAAGGAACUCCGCAUGUGCGUCAGUGAUGUCUUCAAAGGCAUGGGAGCAGGAUUCGCAGUGGGAGGAGUCAUCUAUGCAGGCAACGUCCAAUCAGGUGAAAGAGUCCUCGUUGCUCCAGCCAAUGAGGUCGCCACGGUCAAAAACAUAAUGGUAGAUGAUGCCCAGGUACCUAUAGCAUUCGCUGGAGACAGCUGUGUUGUCACUGUGACCGGGAUCGACAUGAACAAACUCGCAAUUGGAAGUAUAUUGUGUGAUCUGGGUCGACCGGUACAGCAAACGAGCUUGUUCCAAGCCCGUAUCGUCAUCUUCAACAUUGAUGUGCCUAUUAUGCAGGGUCACCAGGUGGUUCUGCAUUAUCAAUCGAUGACGGAGCAAGCCGUCGUCCUUCGACUCAUCUCUCAACUGCACAGAAACACCGGGGAAGUCAUCAAAAGAAAACCAAGAUGUCUGGUAAAGAACACAAGUGCAGUUGUCGAUAUAAAGGUUGACCGGCCUAUUUGCAUAGAACUCUAUUCAAAUUUUAAAGAAUUAGGUCGGUUCAUGUUGAGGAAAGGAGGUCACACCAUAGCUGCAGGCCUAGUUAUCGAGAUUUUCAAGGACAAGAUGGUAACGACGAAUGGGCAUAAUUUUGAUUGAUUGAUUGUAAAUUUUUUUGAUUCAUUCAUUCAUUAUUCUUUCGUUCAGUCAUUCAAUCGUUUAUUUCAUUCAUUCUAUUAUUAUUAUUAUUAUUAUUAUCUCUCUACCACUUUCUUAUUAUAGAGUUAUAGAGAAGGUUGUUGAUGACUUUAUUAAUUAUCUUGUUACUGCGUUAUUAAAACUUAUUUUUUGGUUCGUUCAUUCAUUCGUUCGUUCAUGUUCAUUCAUUCAUUCAUUCAUUUGUUUGUUCAUUCGUUCAUUCAUUCAUUCAUUCAUUCAUUCAUUCAUUCAUACUCACGAUCCCUGGUUUAAGUUUUCCGUUAUAUAUUAUCGUCAUAAUAAGUUACAGUAGAUUAGUUAAUUAAUUAAUUAAUGCCAUAAUUGAUUAAUUUAUUAAUUGAUAGUUUAUUUAUUUAAUUAUAAAAAUUGAUUAAUUAUUAUUCCAUGAAUAAAAUUAUGAGCGUAAAUAAUUUGCUACGGGUUCUCUUUUUUCUUAGGAUUAUAAAUCUUAUUAACAAUAACAGCUAGCAACAGCAUUCAUAAUAAUAAUAAUAACAAUACUACUAAUAAUAAACAACAAUAAUAAUAAUAAACAAUAAUAAUAAUAAUCGGUAAUAAUAAUUAAUUAUAACAGCAAUAACAUAACAGAACAUUAAUUAUUAGGUUACGGCGAAUUUUAUUAUAAAAACGCGUUAUUAAUUAGACUCGAUGAAUUGUGAAUUUACGGAUUCAAUGAAUGGAUGAGUGAAUGAAUGAAAGAAUGGAUAAAUUGAUUGGUAAAAUGGAUGAAUGAGUGAAUGAUUAAAUUAAAAAGUGAAUGAAUGAUUGAUUAAUGAAUGAAUGAAAAGAUGGAAGUUUAAACAGACAUUUUUUUUAAUACACUGAUUGAUGAAUGAAAAUACCGGAAAGAAGAAUUUAAUUCCGGAUUUGAUGAAUAAACGAACGAAUGGUUGAAAAAUGGAAAGAUUUAAAUAAAUGAAUAACGAAUGAAUGAGUGGAUGAAAGUUGUUGGC
Messenger RNA from Helobdella robusta, 3495 nucleotides. RefSeq lists its product as hypothetical. Lineage: Eukaryota; Metazoa; Annelida; Clitellata; Rhynchobdellida; Glossiphoniidae. Gene Ontology annotation, biological process: translation. Bases 98 to 2482 code for a protein of 794 amino acids. Gene Ontology annotation, molecular function: GTP binding; GTPase activity. The record is from RefSeq and is a predicted model, not a curated record. The transcript is spliced from 17 exons.